AUGCCGCGAUCAUCUUCCGGAGAGCCGACCAAACCGUCCAAGCGAAAGGGCACCAGAAGUGUUUCGACCCUGACGCCCUCACAGCUGGCACGCAAGCGGGCCAACGAUCGUGAGGCUCAGAGAGCCAUCAGAGCCAGGACCAAGGAGCACAUUGAGCGUCUGGAGCGUGAACUAGCCGAGCUCAAGGGCGUCCAGAGCCGCGACAGAAAGGUGCAGGAGCUCCUCCGUCGGAACAAGUUCCUCGAACAGGAGAUUGCCCGGCUCCGGGAGCACAUGGGCUACACCGCCACGGACUCGUCCUAUUCCUCGAAUUCCGCAGGUACGCCAGGUACCAUGCCCAACAACGCUCAUGACCUUUACUUUGGGCCGCUAACUCCAGGUCCAUCAGUCUACGACGACAAUCUCAGCUCGGGCAGCGGUGCCGUGCCGAGCCCGAGGGUGUCGCCUCUGCCCUCCAGUGACUUCAACCAGAUCCCCGACUACGCACAGCAGUCGUAUGGCCACAUCACAGGCGCCGGCGGCGAGGCGUGGCCAGCGUCCGUUGCGCCAAACCCCGUCCUGGGCAACAUUUCCAGCCCCUCGUCUCCCGCCCACGGCGAGGAGUACAGCGCAGCCUACAUUCCCACGAGCGUCCCCUCGAUGAUCCCGGCCACUCUCAAGGACAUCAAGCAGGACUACGACGAGAUGGACCACGGCAGUGGCCUCAGGCUCAACACCUCAACUCUGCAUAAUUUGCCACAGGCAUAUAUGCAGCAACACCAGCACCAGCAACAGAACCAGCACCAGCAUCAGCACCCUCAACACCCGCAGCACCACCACCACCAGCAAGCGGCGCCGCCGCCGCCACCGCUGCACGCGUACGCUCAACAGCACCAGCAACAACCGCCGCCUCACCCUGCGCACAGCGCAUCGCCUCACACGCCGCUACAGCAGCGAACUCCGCAGUGGAAUGCCGCGUAUUCUUUAUACUACCCUCCAGAGAUGGCCGAUAGCCACGCCAACCCUGGCAUUCCUCGAUGA
Molecule: messenger RNA, 1020 nt
Organism: Trichoderma aggressivum f. europaeum
Lineage: Eukaryota; Fungi; Ascomycota; Sordariomycetes; Hypocreales; Hypocreaceae
Exons: 3
Coding region: 1-1020 (339 amino acids)
Source: RefSeq, a predicted model, not a curated record